GAGAGAGAGAGAGAGAGAGAGAGAGAGAGAGAGGGACGGAAAUUAAAUACACUGUUUCUUGCAAAGAGCGAUCCUUUUGGACGCUAUCAGGUUCUCCUCCGCCUCAAACCCUCAUCGCCCGCCUUCUCUGCUGAGCCGCCACCGUCAGAUGGACGCUGCCUCCGCUCCGAUCUACAACCUCCCCGAAGACGCCCUGCUUCAGAUCUUCUCCUCCCUCCCCCUCCGGCAGAUCAUCGUCUGCCGAUCCGUAUCCAAGUUCUUCUACCACCUCCUCACCUCCCCUUCCUUCGUCCACCACCUGCUGAUCCCUUCCGCCUCGCUGCCCCUCCGCCUCAUCGCUCUCAGGCCGCCUCACCACCACCACCACUACCGGCAUACCAGCCGCCACUCCUCGCUGCCGCAGCAAUCGUCCUCGGUCCUCCACGCUUUCGACCCCUGCGAGGACCGAUGGCUCGGAUUCAGCUUAGGGUUUCUCCCUUUCAGAUCUCUCCACCCCGUUGCGGCGUCCUCGCUCGGCCUGGUCUACCUCUGGGGCGACUCGGUUGACUCGCCCGAGUCCAGCAGGUCUCUCGUUGCCUGCAACCCGUUGACCCGUCAAUUCAAGGUGUUGCCUCACUUGGGUUCAGCUUGGUCACGCCAUGGAUCGGUCCUUGUUGACUCGGAGAACCGAGUCAUGGUACUGACUGAGCUAGCCGCUCUGUACUACACAGGUUCAAACCGGUGGCUCAAGUUCUCCUCCAAUUUGCCGUCUAAGCCUAGAAGCCCAGUUCUCGUCUCAGACUCUGCUUAUGCCCUCUGUGACAUUGGGUCACCGUGGAGGAGUCAGUGGAAGCUGUUCUCCUGCUCCCUGAAGACAUCACACUCAUCAUCAUCGACCCACCAUUGGGUCCGACUCGAGAGGCACGAGUGGGGGGAUGUGUUUGACAUUCUGAAGCGGCCACGCCUGGUGAAGGGUGGCGCUGAGGAUCAGAUACUGAUGGUGGGUGGGCUGAAAUCCUCAUUCUCAUUGAAUGCGUCAUGCUCCACAAUCCUGAUACUGAGGCUCGAUCUGGGGACACUGGAGUGGGAUGAGGCGGGCAGGAUGCCCGUGGAGAUGUUCCGGUGCUUCUCAGAGGAGUCGAGCAAGUUCAAGGUGUUUGGCGGAGGGAACAGGGUGUGCUUCUCUGGGAAGAGGGUCGGGAGACUGGCGUUGUGGGACUACUGCGAUGGCAAGUCAGAGUGGAGGUGGAUUGACGAGGUGCCUGCUUUCGGGGAUGGUUUCUGCAGAGGGUUUGUGUUCGGGGCUGCACUCACUGCAUUGUCUUGAUAGAUGGAUUUACGGUGCCCUUCUGGGAAGGGGGAAAAGAAAAAAGUGUGGAGCGAUUGUUUCCUGUGCUUCUUGUUGCUCUUUUUUUCGAGGUUGCCAUUGUAUUUUAUCAUUUUGUAUUGGACAGUGUAUCUUACUCUUUGUUCCUGUCUACACUGCAGCUUUGUAACUGUAUAUCGCCCUUUGUCUGUAAUACAUUACAUGUAUUCGACUUGCGUUUGCAUAUUCGAUGGUCAGCUGGUUUACUCUUGUU
Punica granatum (pomegranate) is the source of this 1559-nucleotide messenger RNA. NCBI's taxonomy places the organism in Eukaryota, Viridiplantae, Streptophyta, Magnoliopsida, Myrtales, Lythraceae. The record is from RefSeq and is a predicted model, not a curated record.